This is a messenger RNA of Histoplasma capsulatum G186AR, 4366 nucleotides long. Its product is annotated as superkiller protein. The record is from RefSeq and is a predicted model, not a curated record. NCBI's taxonomy places the organism in Eukaryota, Fungi, Ascomycota, Eurotiomycetes, Onygenales, Ajellomycetaceae. Gene Ontology annotation, cellular component: Ski complex. The transcript is spliced from 3 exons. The coding region runs from base 1 to 4242 and encodes 1413 amino acids. Gene Ontology annotation, molecular function: protein binding.
AUGUCGGCAAAAGAAUCUUUAAAGUCUAUCCGCGCUUGUUUGGAUUCCAAAGACUUUGAGCAGGCUGCAGGGAAGGCAAAGGACUUGUGUGAUAAGGAUCCUCAGAACUACCAUGCACACCUGUUCCUCGGACUUGCGCUUGAUAAUUUGAAUGAUUUUAGAGGGGCGGAGACUUCAUACCUAACAGCAACUGCUAUCAAGGAUGAUGAUCGGACAGCUUGGCAGGGUCUACUCACCCUGUACGAGAAGCAAGAUGGCAAGUAUUUAGAUCAGUAUCGCAAAGCGGUAACAAGGUUGUGUCAGAUACUAGCUGCAACCGACGACAAAGCCAGAUGUCAAUCUGCGGUCCAAAAGUAUGUCGAAUUGACUAAAAAACACGGUUCUAAGGCACAAUACAAGCAGGCUUUGGAGCUUCAACUCCCUUCUAGCUUUUUGUAUGACAUUCUCGAGGGUACUGUGCCACAUCCCUCGCACACAUACCUUCGUAUCAUAGAAAUAUGUGAAGCGGAGGAAAAAGAGUUUAUCAACAGAGAGAUUGGCGAAAGACGGACCAGGUUGGGCGCUCGGAUUGACCAGGUGACCCUCGAGGUGAAGCGUGAAGCCUUCCAGCGUAGCAAUUUAGAUAACCUCUGUCGUGAAAUUAUUAAUUGGUCCAAUGAUGAUGGGGCUCGCCGGAACUACGAGGAGAAGUUAUUGCAACGAGCUUAUGACUGGCUUCAAGUUCUUGCAGCAGGCAAAAAGAAUCCAAAGCGUGAAGAAGUACAGCGUCUUGCUAGGGAGAUGGUCAUAAUCAAACACCCAUUUGUGCUUGCCUGGAAGAUUGUUUUGGAAUGGCAGGAUGGAGAUGACCUUGCGGAGUUGGAUAUAAAUUUGCUAAACGAUUUCAUAGAGCUAUUUCCCGAAGAGGGCUUAAGCAAAGUCCUGAAGGGGUUUCUCGGAAGCGAUAUCUCACCAUUCCCUAAAGAGCUCACCUCGCAGUCACCGAAAGAGAACAAUUCAAACACGGGGUCAAGUGAAGCCAACAACCUAUCUAACCCAGAGGACCGUCUGCUAUUGAUGGCGGAGGGGCUGGAGCAAAGUCCAGGUUCAAUCCUUGCGCACAGGAUUAUGGGUCAGCUUUACUUGUCUUUGGACGAGUUCCAAACUGCAGUUGAUGUCGCUCGCAAAGGUAUAGAAGUGAUUACGGAGGUGCAACGCUUAACUGGAUUGAAACUGCGCAAUGCCACUGACGCUGUGAAUACUACUCUCGCCAACUCCCUCAUCACAUACCAAUCGCCAAAAAAUCAUCCUGAAGCAAAACAGAUAUUUGAAGAGAUGUUAAAUCGCAGGCCAACAUCGACUUGCUGUUUUCUCGGAAUUGGUCUGAUCUUAGAAGAAGAUCAAGACUACGCCGCCGCAGUGGAUUUUCUUGAGCAAGCGAUGGAGCGAGACCCCACUAAUCUAAGAAUAAGGAGUGAACUGUUCUGGUGCAAGGCACAUAAUGGCGAACUUGAACUUGGGUUACAUGGCCUACAGGAAACUGUAAACAUGAUGAAAGCCGAUCAUAUGCGAAAUCAAGACCUUAGAGCGGAGAUAUUAUACCGGAUCGGGUACUGCCAAUGGGAAUUAGAUCCUUCGUUUGCAGCUCGGAAGGAUCGCACCAGAGCUUACGCCAGCUUUCUUAGAUCUAUACAGUCGAAUAUGAACUACGCACCAGCAUAUAGUAGCCUAGGGAUAUAUUAUGAGGACUACAAAAAGGACCGGAAACGAGCACGCCGGUGCUUCCAUAAGGCUUUCGAGAUUUCCACUGCGGAAGUAGAUUCCGCCGAGCGUCUAGCUAGGGAUUUUGCAAACCAGGGGGCUUGGGAUAUUGUUGAAACGAUAUCCCAAAGAGUGGUGGAUUCGGGAAGGGCGAAACCUGCUCCGGGCUCGAAAAGGAAGGGCUAUAGCUGGCCAUAUGUAGCUCUUGGUGUGGUAGAGAUAAGCAGACAACAAUAUACGAAAAGCAUAGUCGCGUUCCAAUCGGCGUUACGAAUAUCCCCUGAUAAUUAUCAAUCCUGGGUCGGAUUGGCUGAAAGCUAUCACAAUUCCGGCCGUUAUGUAGCAGCUACCAAGGCGUUUGAACAUGCGGAGAUGUUGGAGCUCAGCCUCCCAAUAUCUGAAAGGGAACAAGUUUGGUUCGCUAAGUAUAUGUUUGCAAAUGUGAAGCGGGAACUUGGAGAAUACGAAGACGCUAUUGCGAGAUACGAAGCGGUAUUGAAUAUGAAACCAGACGAGUUCGGGGUCACAAUCGCCCUUCUGCAAACCCUCACUGAAAAUGCAUGGAAGUGUGUCACAUCGGGUUUGUUUGGAGAAGCCGCUGAAUGCGCAAGGAAGGCCGUCGAAACAGGAAUAUCCAUCGCACAGCUUCAUCCCGAUGUGUUCAACCUGUGGAAAUCAAUCGCGGAUUCCUUUUCCAUCUUCUCCUGGCUUCGGGGAAAGGCAUCCCUUAUGCCUAUCACUGAAUAUAAAGGUUUUAUUGAGAGUCAAGCUGAUAUGGCAUCGUUUGAGAUUCUUGCAGACGAAGAUGGUGUGAGGACGGAUUUUGCAUCACUGCUCACUAAGUCGGAUUCUGAAGACGUUUUAUCACCAAACAUAUGCAUGCACGCUGCAAUUCUUGCCCAAAAACGUGCCGUAUCCAUAUCCGCUACUGACAAACAUGCCCAAGCAAUAGCAUGGUAUAACCUUGGAUGGGCAGAAUAUCGUGCAUAUGUUUGCUUGCAAGAUGAGGCUAAAUCGAAAAUAAAUAAACCUUUCCUAAAAACAGCAAUGAGGUGUUUCAAACGAGCAAUCGAGCUCGAAGCUGGCAACUCUGAAUUCUGGAAUGCGCUGGGAGUAGUUACAACAUCCUUAAGCCCCAAAGUCGCACAACAUUCGAUUGUGCGAAGCCUGCAUCUGAACCAAAGAAGCCCUCAGGCCUGGACAAAUUUAGGUGCAUUGUACCUUCUUCACAACGACUAUGAGCUUGCAAAUGAGGCAUUUACUAGGGCACAGUCAACGGAUCCGGAUUUUGCUCACGCUUGGCUUGGACAGGGUCUCCUUGCGUUGCUUUUUGGAGACACAAGGGAAGCCAGAGAACUUUUUAAACACGCUUUUGAACUAGGCAAUUCAGCGUUAACGUUCCCGAAAAAACAGUAUGCAGUUUCCGUAUUCGACCAUCUUAUGUCCGACACCAUGAUGCAUGUUGAUAUUCAACAGCUCAUCCAUCCCCUUUUUGCCCUCCACCAACUCCAAACCCAAUCGCCUUUCGACCUUCAAUUGCAGCAUCUUUCAGCUCUCCUGGCUGAAAGGAUUGGAAGUUUUACAGACGCUGCUUCUAAUUUAAAAAAUGUGUGUUUUGGUAUGGAAUUCGAAUACGAGAAGUCAGAGGCGAUGUCAUCAUUAUCUCGGUUUGCCCAGGCAAAAUCGGAUGCCGCACGAGUACACCUAGCUCAGAUGGACUAUGACGCUGCAGUUGACAGCGCAGAAACUGCUCUAAGUUUGUCAUCCGAGAAUGCACCAGAAGAGUUUGAUCCCCUAGUCAAUCAGAAAAUACGGCUUUCAUCACAUCUGACGGCAGGACUGGCCUACUUUUACCUCAAGGAUAUGGACAGGGCAAUCGACAUGUUCCGUGAUGCCCUGCAAGAAGCUGAUAGCUCACCAGAUGUGGUAUGCUUACUGGCUCAAGUUUUAUGGGCCAAAGGCGGAGAAGAGGAAAGAGAAGCGGCUCGGGUUCAGUUGUUGGACUGCAUUGAAAAGCAUCCUACGCAUGUUGGGGCCGUAACACUUUUGGGUGUCAUAGCCCUGUUGGAUGCUGACGAGGAUUCAAUUGAAGCAGUCGAGUCCGACUUGCAAGAAAUGCGAACAAGUGACGAUGUUAGCAUCCACGAUCGCGCCAAGGUCACAAAGCUUCUAUCAAGUAUUGCCACGCUUGUGCUUGCGAAAAACCCUGAAGUACCGAAAGAGUUAAGACAGCGUCAAGAAGCUAUCACGUCCAUAAUGCUUGCCCCAUAUCAGCCACAAGGAUGGGCUGCACUGUCAACAGCAUCAUCACUUUACCCGGCUGAAAUAGCAUUACAAACGGCAUUGCGAAAUAUCCCCCCUAACGGGACGCUUGAAUCAGAAAAACUGUGUCAUUACUAUACCCUAACUGGCCGUCGAGAUGCAGCGGUUAGGGCGAUAAUGAUAGCGCCUUGGGUAUCGGAUGGUUGGAAAGAACUUUCGCACUGUAUAUCAGUAGAGUGAUCGUGUGGAAAGGUCUUCUAUCAGCAGAUGUUUCGUUUCUGUAGUUAGUGGUGGAACCAUCCCAUAUCUUUUAAUAUAGAAGAGCAUACAAGAGAUAUAGAAAUAAACAGACAAUAGACCAAGC